Triticum aestivum (bread wheat) is the source of this 2621-nucleotide messenger RNA. Its product is annotated as pentatricopeptide repeat-containing protein At2g01860. The coding region runs from base 1077 to 2510 and encodes 477 amino acids. Lineage: Eukaryota; Viridiplantae; Streptophyta; Magnoliopsida; Poales; Poaceae. The transcript is spliced from 2 exons. The record is from RefSeq and is a predicted model, not a curated record. Gene Ontology annotation, molecular function: protein binding.
AGAAUGUAAAUGGAUUUUUUAAAUGUGUAUACAAUGUAAAACCAAUGUCUGCGUAAUGAGAAAAAAAUGUUUCACACGAUUAAAAAGGUGUGCGUGACAUUAAAAAAACUGUUCACAUAUUUGCACAAUAUGUAUGGUGGCAUUUUUAGAAAAUAUUUCUAAAAAAUAUAAAAAUGUUUGCAUAGUAUAGAAAUGUAUUGUAACAUUAAAAAAUAUGUACAUGAUAUUUUAAGGAAAUAUUAUCGCACUUCAUAAAAACUGUGACAUUUUUAGAAUAUUGAAUGUAAGAAAAUGUUCGCGUGCUCUAACAUAAAUGUUUUGUGCCAUUUAAAAAAUGUUGAAAAUAAGUAUUUUAAAAACAUUGAAUGUGUAUAAGAAAAUAUUCCGCAUGUAUAUGAAUAAUGCACAAUGUGGUUUAACUUAGACAAGUGUUGAAAAAAUAAAUUAAAAAACACACGAAGAAGACCGGUGAAUAAACGCCAAAUAAAAACGAAGAUUCCCGAAGAAACUGAUGAAGAAAAGCAGGAAAACAACAGUAACCCCAAUAAACUGAAGAAACCCGAUGAAGAAAUGUGAGUAACCAGCCAAAAACGAAGAAACCCGAAAAAAACGAACCAAAAGAAACAAACGGAGAAUCGAAGGUGUACAUCCGUUACUUGGACUGGGCUGCUUGCAGUAGGCGAGCCAGAGCUACAUCUCGCGCAGUAGGCGAGAUAUUAAAAAUAAUCUAUCGGCUGCCUGCUGCUUCUGCUGAGACGACUCGAAGCGAGAUAAAAAUCAAUCCCCAAAUCCUCUCACGGCAGCGCGGCCUCCCGCUCCCACACGCGGCGGCCGGCGGGACGGCGCCUUCCGCGCUCGCCAGGUCGAGCUGACAAGGUCGGCUGGGCGGAGCCAGCUGGAGGGGCUGAGGGAGGCCGAUUCCCCCGGCUGCACUCAAGGUGUUCGUCGGAUUGCCGCGCCGGCUCAAGCGGCCGACCGCGCGGUGCUUCCUCCGUGCCACGUUCCUGUAGCACGGGCGGUCGCAGCGCCCAGCAAGGGGCGGAAGGAAGAGGCGAGGAGAGAGUUCUUCGCCGACCAUGUCAUCUCCGGCGAGCUGGUCGCCGCUCUCCGUGCUGCCCGGUGGCAGUUCCCUGGCACCGGCAUUGGUUAAGACGGACGGCUCCAAGUUACUUCGCAGCAUAAGCUUUGGUCGUCGGUCUACCUCUCGGGUCUCUUGCUCUGGGUCAUCCAGCGGAAGUUUUGCCAAGGAAUCGCCAUAUGGUAAGCAGAAGGCAUACGAAGAGGACGCCCCUGCGGAUAAGGAAAAGGGUGGUUCAGAAUGGAGCAAAGAUGAGAUUGAGGCCAUCUCGGCGCUGUUUGCCCGGCCGAUGCGCCGGAAGCCAGUGAAGCCGCCGAACCCGGCGACACAGAGGCCUCUCCCGCUGCCGCUGCCCCACAAGACGAGGCCACCCGUCACUCCAGCACCGACGCAGCACGUCCGGCUGGCUUCACGCUCCAUGUUCAGCGACAAGGUGCGCAAGAACCCCGAGGUCCUCAUUGGGAUUGCCAAGGAGAUCGCUGCGCUCCCGCCGGAGUCUGAUGUGUGCAAAGUGCUGGACCGCUGGGUCCCCUUCCUCCGGAAAGGCUCCCUGUCCAUGACCAUCCGGGAGCUCGGGCACAUGGGGCUUCCUGAGAGAGCGCUUCAGACACUGUGUUGGGCACAGGGGCAGAAGGCAGUGCCUCUGUUCCCUGAUGACCGGAUCCUCGCUUCGACCAUCGAGGUUUUGGCGCGCUUCGACGAGCUGAAGUUGGAGUCUGCGCUUGAGGAGUGCGUCCCCUCGGCGAGCCGCGCUGUCCUCGAAGCCAUGGCGAGGGGGUUCAUCAGGGCUGGCAAAGUAGGCCUGACACGCAAGCUCCUUGAACUUGCUAGGAUGAACAAGAGGACACUGCACCCAAGCAUCUACGCGAAGCUGAUUCUGGAGGUUGCCCGGACACCUGAAGGCUAUGGGCUCGCUGCUGCACUGCUUGAUGAGCUCGGUGAGAGGCCAGAUUUUGACCUGCGACAGCAGGACUGCACAGCUGUCAUGAAGGUCUGCAUAAAGCUCAGGCGGUAUGCAGCCGUGGAGAGCCUGUUCAGCUGGUUCAGAGGGUCUGGCGGGAACCCAACUGUUGUGAUGUACACUACAGUGAUCCACAGCCGCUCCCGUGAUGGGAGGCACCGAGAGGCGUUGGCCCUGGUUUGGGAAAUGGAACAGGCAAACUGUCUUCUUGACCUGCCGGCGUACCGGGUCAUCGUGAAGCUGUGUGUGGCAUUGCGUGAUCCAGAAAGGGCUUUUCGGUACCUCUCGAGGUUGAAGGAGGCUGGAUUCGUUCCGACCAGUGACAUAUACUGUAAUUUGAUUGAAGGCUAUGCCACAGCAGGGAGGAUGGCCAGGUGCCGGCAGCUGAUCAGGGAGGCUGAGUCAAUCGGCGUGUUGCUAGACAAGAGGCUGAUCUCAAGCUUGUCUGAGAUGGGUGAUAGACGUCCUUGAACCACUGGAAAGUAAAAGUCUGUGCUUGUGUAAUUAUCUAGAGGAGUUGAUGAUCACCACGAUGCUUCAUCAGCUACUCAAUCGUCGACGCCUCCACCUCGGUACUAUUUU